AUGCGGAACUUUUGGACUGGAAGAACUGUUAACAGAAGUCAGCUCUAUAAAAUUGAUCUUUCAGAUAUGACAUGCCUUGCAGGAUGCAAAAAAGCGGUGAACUAUGGGGCUAUUGGAUCAGUAGUCGGGCACGAAAUCACACACGGCUUUGAUAGUGACGGACGUUUCUAUGAUGCCCAUGGCGAACGUCGCUCAUGGUGGAAUGAAAAUACAGAAAAGGAAUUUGAGCAGCGAUCACAAUGUUUCAUCGAUCAAUACGGGAAGAUCGAGGUUAGCAGAGUUUAUUGGCAAAUUGUUUUUUUAGGUUGAUG
Molecule: messenger RNA, 311 nt
Organism: Cylicostephanus goldi
Lineage: Eukaryota; Metazoa; Nematoda; Chromadorea; Rhabditida; Strongylidae
Source: the annotation of a GenBank genome assembly